Messenger RNA from Heteronotia binoei (common prickly gecko), 2851 nucleotides. RefSeq names its product keratinocyte differentiation factor 1 (gene KDF1). The record is from RefSeq and is a predicted model, not a curated record. Bases 263 to 1564 code for a protein of 433 amino acids. Gene Ontology annotation, biological process: regulation of epidermal cell division; keratinocyte development. Lineage: Eukaryota; Metazoa; Chordata; Lepidosauria; Squamata; Gekkonidae. The transcript is spliced from 6 exons. Gene Ontology annotation, cellular component: cell junction.
GCCUUUCCGAAAAAGUGUGUCCCAAGAAGCAACCCGUAGUGUUCACGUGAUCUUACCUGGACUCAGUCUUCCACUCAACUUUUGCAGUGGGACAUUAAAAGCAGCUGGGUUUGCGCUGCGAGGAAUUUGGUUGCUGCAGCUGUGCCAUUUCUGUUCCAAAAGGAGAAUUGCAGGAUCUUCUGAAAUGGAUGUGGCAGAUUCUUAGAACCUAGGUCCAUCCCAGGGGAGGCAAGGCUAAAGGAAGUCUAAAGGACAGCAAGUCAUGCUUGGCAGAAGAGGGUAUUCUUACAGCGAAAGCUACAUCUACCACCCCCCUCGAGAUGUUGUGCCCCAGAGGAUCGAGACUCCUAAAGCCGGUGACAUCAGUCUUGAAGUGUCCAGUGGCUCCACGCCAGAGCUAAAGCAGAGCCGCAAGCCGGUACGGGGGAGGCGAGCAUGCAAGGCUGAUCCCAGAGACUCACAUGGCAGGGAAGGGGAAAACGCCAGCUUUAUCUCUAGCACUCCAGAGACUUCCCAGCCCCCCUGCUGCCCCACCCUGUCUCGGGCCUGGAGCACUUACCGAACCAUCUUCUGCUAUAUCGUGACUUGUGGGGGCUGCUUUAAGGACUGCCAGACCAGCAUCCCAUACCCUUACAAUGAGACUUUGACAGAUGAUGGGAAGUCCCAGGAGUGCAACGGGCGUUUGCCAAACAGUCCUGCCAGUAGCUCCCCUGCUGAAAAGAAUGGGAGCCAAGCCAAAAAGACCAACAUAGGGAGCAGCUUCAGCUACCCUGAUGUAAAACUGAAAGGGAUCCCGGUCUUCCCAAACCGGAACCCUAGUUCCCACACAGACUCCGAUUCGUGUUACAAGGAGCCUCUGCCAGACAAGACCUCCCAUAACAGCAUAGAGAAGCAACCUCUGCCCAGCAGCCAUCGAAGUUCGGAGGAAUACUACUCGUUCCAUGAGUCGGAUCUCGAGUUCAGUGAGCUGAGCUCUAUGUCCAGUAAGGAGAUUGAUGUCUUAAUCUUCAGGAAACUGACUGAGCUGUUCAGUGUGCAUCAGAUCGACGAGCUAGCCAAAUGCACUUCAGACACCGUCUUUCUGGAGAAAACCAACAAGAUCUCAGACCUCAUCAACAGUAUCACCCAGGACUACAAUCUGGAUGAACAGGAUGCUGAAUGCAGGCUGGUCCGGGGGAUUAUACGCAUCAGCACACGCAAGAACAGGGUCCAGCCCCGCAUUUCAGUCCCUACCCUCCCAAGCCCAAAAGAGAACACAAUGCGCUGCAAUCCACCCGAUAGUGGCAACGAGACAAUGGUGGCAUCAGUGCUCACAAGUGAAGAAGAUUUGUCUGUUCAGAUUUCUCAAGAAACCACGGCAGAUAUGAAAGCCAGGGUUAUGAGGCGUGAGGUGUACAACACAACAGGGUCUCCACUGAGCAGAGGAUCCUCUUUCCAGGACACGGAGACCGAUUCUUCAGGGGCUCCGCUACUUAAAUAUAUUACUGGGAGAAUGGACCUUGGGAGCGCACACACGGCGAGGCCCAGCGCCUUGCCUGCCACAAGCUCUCCAUUUUGUAAAUGACACGUAUGCUGCCAUCGUAUUUUGUUUGUAUUUGAUUUUGAGAGUGCCUCAUGUGGCGGAGAUGUACCAUAGAAACAAUACGACAGGAAGAAGAGACUGGCAUUUGGCUGUGCCUUCGGAGUACUGCCCUGAUCUUGUUACUGCUUUCCGAGUUCAAUUCUGCUUCAAACUUGCCUUCAGAUGACCAGCUGGUGCCUUGCUAAUUAUUCCCUGGAUCACUUUUCCACUCUUUCAGCAACAGACUAUGUUGAAACGAUGGGGGGAGGGGGGGUUGCACAUGUCUAAUUGUUCCAGAGGUAAGAUAUAAGAACUCUUGCUGCAGGCCAUUCCUGCAACUUGCGAUUGCCAGCUUGAUGGUGGUUGGUAACUGAUGUUUUUGAUCCGCAUCUGUGAUUUUUUUUUAAAAAAAAAUUAUUUGCCAAGGGUAUCUUACCUGUGCAUUGGAUGGACUUUCAUCUAGAGAGCAAGUGAUGGGGAGUUGGACUUUAAGCCCCCUUUAAACUUUAGCCUUUUUCCAUGAAGCUGCUAACCGAAAAAACAAAACAAAGCCAGUUGGUUUGGCUGCAGGUAAAUUGAGCAAGGUUUGUCUUCAUUGAGACCCCGGUCUCUUUGUAGAAGCACAGUUCCCAGGGUUCAUUGGCUAGAAGCUGUGAUGAUUAAGCUAGCUGGAAAAUGGUUAAAAAGUGUAGACAGGCGUGCCAGAGAAACUCCUGAAUUAUGGAGAUCAAGUACACAUCUUUUAGAGCUGUCUCAAACUCUUGUUGCCUCUACUUUAAGGGCCAAAUUAGGUGAGAUGCUGGUGAGUUCACGGAUAUUUGAGCAUUUGUUAUUGUUCCUUUAAUAUUGGUCCAGGUCCUCAAUUUUGAGACUGAGAGGAGAAGGAGACAUGUUUUCUCAUGCCGGUUUCCUUUCCUGAAUCAGCCCUGUGGAGGUUCUGAUACAAGUUUGUUCCAUUGGAGCAAAUCGCAGCCCUGCGGGUCUGUUUCAGGUUGGGAAGAUAGUGUGGACGGGGGGAGCGGAACCAUAAUGCCAAGAUCUUGAUCCAAACUGAUGUCCUUCAUGCCUAUCUUUUUUUGUUUGUUUGUUUGCUUGUUUUAAGCUUGGGAACCGUGCAUAAUUACAGUAUUUUUUUCCCUAAGUUUAUCCUAGAUGGUAAAGAGCUGAAAUAAAAAUCCAGAGCUCUGUCAGAAUGACCCACCUCAAUCGCAAUCAUAAGUCUUAAAUUUUUGCAGCUGCGCAGAAGAGCUCUGCGUGGAGCUGUCUACCAAUAAAUCUGUUUUCUCACAA